AAUUGUUCAAGUACCCACUGGACCUUGGUUUUGCAGGAAGUGUGAAUCUCAGGAAAGAGCAGCCAGAGUGGUUGGGCUCAUGUGGUUUGUGCUCUGUACAUUCCCGAGGUGCAGUUUGCAAAUGUUUCUACGAUGGAACCUAUCGUGUUGCAGUCUGUUCCGCAUGAUCGUUAUAAUAAGACAUGCUAUAUUUGUGAUGAACAAGGCAGAGAAAGUAAAGCAGCCACUGGUGCUUGUAUGACAUGUAAUAAACAUGGAUGUCGACAAGCUUUUCACGUAACGUGUGCACAGUUUGCAGGACUUCUUUGUGAAGAAGAAGGCAAUGGUGCAGAUAACGUCCAAUACUGUGGCUACUGUAAAUACCAUUUUAGUAAACUGAAAAAGAGCAAACGGGGAUCUAAUAGGUCAUAUGAUCAAAGUUUAAGUGAUUCUUCCUCUCACUCUCAGGAUAAACAUCAUGAGAAGGAGAAAAAAAAAUAUAAAGAGAAAGAUAAACACAAGCAAAAAUAUAAGAAGCAGUCGGAUUCCUCACCAUCCUUGGUUCCAUCUCUUACUGUAACUACAGAGAAAACAUACACAAGCACUAGCAACAACUCCAUGUCUGGCUCCUUGAAGCGGUUGGAAGAUACCACAGCUCGAUUUACAAAUGCAAAUUUCCAGGAAGUUUCUACACACGUUUCAAGUGGAAAAGAUUCUUCAGAGGGUAGAGGGUCAGAGAGCAAAGGGAAGAAAUCUGCAGGUCAUAGCUCAGGUCAGAGGGGAAGAAAACCUGGUGCUGGAAGAAAUCCAGGAACAACUGUGACUGCAGCUAGCCCUUUUCAGCAAGGAAGCUUUUUGGGCACUCCUGGGAGCAUAAAGUCAUCUUCUGGAAGUUCAGUUCAGUCUCCCCAGGAUUUUUUGAGUUUUACAGACACAGAUUUGCGAAGUGACAGUUUCGCACAUUCUCAACAGGCUUCGUCAACCAAAGAUGUACAUAAAGGAGAGACUGGGAGUCAAGAGGGGAGUGUCAAUUGUUUCACUUCCUUAAUUGGUCUCCCUUCAUCAUCAGCUGUUUCCCAAUCUAAAAACUUUGACAGCUCACCUGGAGACAUAGGUAAUUCAAGCCUUACUUCUACAGCAUACAAACGAGCUCAAACUUCUGGAAUAGAAGAAGAAACUGUAACAGAGAAGAAACGGAAAGGAAAUAAGCAAAGUAAACAUGGGCCUGGUAGACCCAAAGGAAAUAAAAGUCAAGAAAGUAUUUCCCAUCUUUCAGUUUCUUCUGCUUCCCCAACUUCAUCUGUGGCAUCUGCUGCAGGAAGCGUGACAAGCUCUGGUCUUCAAAAAUCUCCAACUUUGCUCAGGAAUGGAAGUUUACAAAGUCUUAGUGUUGGCUCAUCUCCAGUGGGUUCAGGUAUUUUUAGCAGCAAUGAUGUAGCAGUAUCAUUUCCAAAUGCAGUAUCUGGCUCAGGAUCUAGCACUCCCGUUUCCAGUUCUCAUUUACCUCAGCAGGCUUCAGGCCACUUGCAGCAAGUGGGAGCUCUAUCACCUUCAACUGCGCCUUCUAUAACUACUGUUGUUGCUGCAACUCAGGCAAGCACCCUACCUGGAUCUUCUCUCAGUCUGCCUCCAUCCCAUAUGUACGGCAAUAGGCUGAAUCCCAGUUCAGCAAUGGCAGCACUUAUAGCUCAGUCUGAAAACAGCCAAGCAGAUCAAGAUCUCGGAGAUAAUAGCCGCAGCCUUGUUGGCAGAGGAGGUUCACCCAGAGGAAGUCUCUCACCACGAUCCCCUGUAAGCAGCUUGCAGAUUCGCUAUGAUCAAUCAGGGAACAGUUGUGGGGAAAAUUUGCCCCCAGUAGCAGCCAGCAUAGAACAGCUUCUGGAAAGGCAAUGGAGUGAAGGACAGCAGUUUUUAUUAGAGCAAGGCACCCCUAGUGACAUUUUAGGAAUGCUUAAAUCAUUACACCAACUUCAGGUUGAAAAUAGGCGGUUAGAAGAACAAAUAAAGAAUCUGACUGCUAAGAAGGAGCGGCUUCAGCUACUCAAUGCCCAGCUUUCGGUGCCCUUCCCAACAAUAACUUCAAAUCCUAGCCCUUCUCAUCAAGUACAUGCCUUUCCAGUACAAGCAGCACCUAGCACGGAUUCCUUGAACAGCAGUAAAAGUCCUCAUCUGGGAAACAGUUUUUUGCCAGACAAUUCUCUUCCUGUAUUAAAUCAGGAGAUAACCUCCAGCGGACAAAGCACCAGCAGUUCAUCAGCUCUUUCCACUCCACCACCUGCUGGGCAGAGUCCAGCUCAGCAAGGCUCAGGAGUCACAGGAGUUCAACAGGUCAAUGGUGUGACAGUGGGGGCACUAGCUAGUGGUAUGCAGACUGUAACCUCCACCAUUCCUGCAGUGCCUGGUGUGGGUGGAAUAAUUGGAGCACUGCCAGCCAGCCAGCUGGCAAUCAAUGGAAUUGUAGGGGCUUUAAAUGGGGUAAUUCAGACCCCAGCAACAAUAUCACAGAACCCUUCUCCUCUCACUCAUGCAACUGUGCCACCCAAUGCAACGCAUCCUCUGCCAACUACGUUAAAUAACAGUGCCUCGGGACUAGGAUUACUUCCUGACCAACAGAGACAACUUCUACUCCAUCAACAGCACCAGCAAUUUCAGCAAUUACUAAGUACCCAGCAACUCACAUCAGAACAACAUCAGGCCCUUUUGUAUCAAUUAGUGCAGCAACAACAUCACCACCACCAACACCAUCAGUCUGAAGUACAGCAAUUGCAGAUUACUGGAGGAGCACAGAUACCCAUAAAUAACUUACUUUCAGGCACACAGGCCUCACCGCUUAAUGCAGCUACUACAAACCCAUUCCUUACAAUUCAUGGAGAUAACACAGCUCAGAAGGUGACAUAUUUUCUCUUACACAGAGGCUCAACGAUAAAACUGGACCAGUUGCGUCAGAGAAGAGUUGACAUUUGAAUGAUACUUGAGAACUGCAUGUCCUGCUGUUAUAGCACUUCAUUGGGCUGCAAACUGCAGUUUUCCCUUCUGCAGACUGAAGAAAUGCAACAAGGAACUCUCACGGCACAGCAAAAGGUUAAUGGUUUUCAUACGGAUAUUUUUCGUAGGCUUUCCUUUGCUUUCUUGUUGCACUAAAAUGGAUGUACUUUUUAACGUUUCAGACUGUGAAGUAGAUAAAACUCUGUAAACCAUAAUUAUUUUGUCAAUAUGAUGGUACUAAGUACAAAUGCAACCAUAGAAAAACAUACACUUGGCUCUUCAGUCCUAAUCUUAGAAAUUUAAAGGCUAGUAAGCUGUCUGCAGUCGUGCAUUACUUUGGUUUCAGAGCAGUAGUCUUUGAAAAACCAAGCACCCCCACCCCUAGCCCGUCUGAUCUGCUGCUGCAGUUGCAAUAUAAUAACCUUUUCCACUAAGCUUGUAAUGGCAGCCUGGACUUGCUGUUUGCCCUUUCUUUUUUACACACUGAUUUUGAAACCUGACUCGUUAAGGAAUCCACUUCUGAACUUUUUAUUCCUUUAAAUUCCUGUUGUUAUAUAGUGGGAGAGUUUUUUCCUGAGUAAGAAUUACAGCAUGGAAUCCAAAGUUUAUUAAUUUUGGUGUAGGUUUUAGCGUUCUGAGGUUUUUAAAGGAACCGCUUUGGUUCCAGUGACAAAGUUUUCUUACCAGAUGAGAAGGCCGCACUGGAAGAAGUACGCGUAGUGUUUGGCCUAAACCAAGUGCCUGUUGCUACCUCCGUUUUGUUGAAAUGGCUGCAAACAGCUGAUCAUGCACUAGACGUGUCCUUGUUAGCAGCGGGAAUAUUCUGUGUUGCACCAGCAGCCUUGUUGUUCUGCCUUUACUAGAGGUGUUUAUACCACUGUAGAUAGCUCAGGCAGAUCGUUACCUGGGUCACUUUUCACUAAUAAAUUACCAAAAAAGCGAGCGAGUAUUUCCCACUAACAUUUACCAGUGGUUGAAACGGGUGAACUUGUGUUAACACACCACUUCCGACAGCAGCUGAUUUCAUGGCCUGAGUCUAUGCAGUACGGUGAAGGAGAGCUUAAAAAAGGGGGGCGAUGACCACUAAUCGACAUUAAGGUGGGAAUUAUUAGAGGAAAAGACCCAGCUGUAAUUAGACCUCCACUGUGUACUUAUUUGGAAGAACAUGUUAAUUCUGCAAUAUGUUUCUUAGUUAAACAUUGCACAGUUCUUA
This is a messenger RNA of Egretta garzetta (little egret), 4177 nucleotides long. It is a transcript of the gene MLLT10, whose product is annotated as MLLT10 histone lysine methyltransferase DOT1L cofactor. Lineage: Eukaryota; Metazoa; Chordata; Aves; Pelecaniformes; Ardeidae. Gene Ontology annotation, biological process: regulation of transcription by RNA polymerase II. The transcript has 18 exons. The record is from RefSeq and is a predicted model, not a curated record. Gene Ontology annotation, cellular component: nucleus. Gene Ontology annotation, molecular function: histone binding; nucleosome binding. Bases 133 to 2943 code for a protein of 936 amino acids.